AUGGUUGGUAGCAUUGUUGAUUUGGAAGCAUUGGUUGGCCAGAUAUUAUUUCUUUUCCCAUCCGUAGCCGAUUGGUGUCGUGCUAUCCAAAUGGGUAAACCCCGUGGAAUACGCACAGCGCGUAAGCACGUGAACCAUCGUCGUGAGCAGCGAUGGGCGGACAAGGAUUACAAAAAGGCCCACAUGGGUACAAGGUGGAAGGCUAACCCCUUCGGUGGUGCAUCUCACGCUAAGGGCAUCGUCCUGGAGAAAGUUGGUGUUGAAGCCAAGCAGCCUAACUCCGCCAUCAGGAAAUGCGUGCGUGUUCAGCUAAUUAAGAACGGCAAGAAGGUGACCGCCUUCGUCCCUCGUGAUGGUUGUCUCAACCACAUUGAGGAGAACGACGAAGUGCUAGUAGCAGGUUUCGGUAGAAAAGGUCACGCUGUCGGUGAUAUUCCUGGAGUCAGAUUUAAGGUGGUGAAAAUCUACUUCAUUGUGAUAAGUGCUGCCGGGGGAGUUGUCGCUUUUAAGUGUAACUUUUUAAAAAUG
Messenger RNA from Brenthis ino (lesser marbled fritillary), 528 nucleotides. NCBI's taxonomy places the organism in Eukaryota, Metazoa, Arthropoda, Insecta, Lepidoptera, Nymphalidae. The record is from the annotation of a GenBank genome assembly.